This is a messenger RNA of Helianthus annuus (common sunflower), 818 nucleotides long. Its product is annotated as homeobox-leucine zipper protein ATHB-7. Gene Ontology annotation, biological process: positive regulation of DNA-templated transcription. The transcript is spliced from 2 exons. The record is from RefSeq and is a predicted model, not a curated record. The coding region runs from base 57 to 638 and encodes 193 amino acids. Lineage: Eukaryota; Viridiplantae; Streptophyta; Magnoliopsida; Asterales; Asteraceae. Gene Ontology annotation, molecular function: sequence-specific DNA binding; DNA-binding transcription factor activity, RNA polymerase II-specific. Gene Ontology annotation, cellular component: nucleus.
GAGAGACAUCUACAAGACUACAACCCCCUCUUGGUCACAUCCUUCUAAAAUCAUACAUGUUAGACAUGGGAUCAGACCCAUAUUCAGAAUGCAGUUUCACUGCCUUCUUCAACAACAAGAACAACAACAAAAUACAAAGGCGGUUCACCAACCAACAGAUCGAAUCACUCGAGACCAUUUUCCAGACCGAAUCCAAACUCGAACCUCGUAAGAAGUUGCAGCUAGCUAAAGAUCUUGGACUACAACCGCGGCAGGUAGCAAUUUGGUUUCAAAAUAAGCGAGCUCGAUGGCGAUCAAAGCAAUUAGAAAAAGACUACAACAUACUAAAAGCUAGUUUUGAUUCGCUUUCUUCGCGAUACGACCUCCUCAAUAGAGAGCAUCAGUCAUUAACCCACCAGGUGAAUAAGCUACGUGAAGGGAUUGAGAAGAAAGCAAAAAGCUGUAGCACAGGGGAAACUUCAAACAAUUCAAUGGAAGAGAAGGUGUCUGAUGCUGACAGCAACAUGAAACAAGAAUAUAUUGAAGAUGAGAAAAUGAAUAAUAAUAAUAAUAAUAAUAUGGGUUUUGUGGAGAAUUGCAAAAAUGUGGAGUGUUGGGAUGAUUUGGAGUGUGAUCAAUGGUGGGACCUUUGGUCUUAAAUUAUAUGGAGUUUCUUGAUAUGUAAAUCAUUUUAUGUACAAUAAGGAUGGAUCAUGGAUGAUAAUCUAUUAUGAUGAUGAUUCUUAGGUUAAGCCUUGAGGGGAUGUCAUAAUUACUUACAUAUACAUUUAGUAAAUAUAAGAUCAUGUUGGAUAUUAACCAACUAACUUUCUUUGAUU